AGCCAAUCAUCUACCUUCCCUUGGGAUGCCCCCCGUCCCGUCGCUCGGUGGGGUGGGGGGUUCUGAGAGAACGUGAAAGUGCCGCGUGAGUCGUUUGUGAUCGCACAAAGGCCACCUGGGGAGGUCACUACGCCUUCGACCGGUAAGUCUUUUCGUCCGCUGUCUCGCUCCAUUUUGUCCGCCUGCCUCUGUUCCCUCGAGGCGCGUGCUGCCCGCCUUCUGGGUCGCUCUGGAGGCUGCGCUGCAUUUUGGCGCGCAAUUUGGACCGGAUCUCGUGCUCGGGUCGAGGGGGGAAGCGCUGCGUUGGAAAGAGCGGUGUCUCUGCUAUCGAUUGAGCCCUUUGUAGCUCCCAAAUCGACGCAUUUUUGGCCAUUCCGCACCCAACUCCCGCCGCGACUCCGCAACACGGGCCCGGGUCUAUUUGAGGACACCUGGUGUGAGCUGAGCUGACGUGGAGACGUCUGUGUUCUGUGCUGUGCUCAGAUGCAGUAGCGGCGCUACUCGGGGGGAAGCACGCAGCACGUAGGGCGCUCAAUGUGUGGAGAUGUUUGUAGCGAGUGAUGGUCACUGAAAUGUAUUGUUAUUAUAUCGGUUAAAUGUUGCAAUCUUGACAGUUGAACCCGGGAUGACGUCGGACAGCGACGGCAACACCAGCAGCACCGUCGUCCUUAGAUCCAUCCGCGUCAAACUUGUAGAAUAUAAAGAAUCUCUCUUGCGGCAGCUGGUGGACGAGCGGGAGGCGGCACUAGCGGCUAGUAAAGAGCAGGAACGGGUGGAUGUGAAGGAGGACGGCGGUAAUAGUUUGGCAGAUGAGGAGGAGGUCUCUCAAAAAGAGGAAAAGCAGGUCGAAGCAGCUGAAGCUGAAGAGCGCAAGCCAGAAAAUGAUGAGAGCACUGUUGCAGUGGAGGAAUCCAUUGCGGAGACGGAGUCUGAGAGCGCUGCAGCUGUGGAGGAGCCUAUAGAAAAGUCGCCAUCCUUCAACGAUGAGGUUAUCUUGAAGAAGAGACGCCUAGCAGAAGAGGAGAGUGUUGUGCAAGCUGAGAAGGAUGCAAUUGCCGUCAAGAAGGCGAAGAGAAGUAAGGCCAAGAGCCACCAGCAGCCGGAGGAGCCCGCAGACAGCAAUAAUGUAUUAUUGGAGGAAAAGACGGACAGCUCGACAGCGGUGGAUGCAGUUGAGCACCAAGCGUUGCCACUGGGACCUCCGUACCGCGUUGUAAGGACGUCAGUGCCUCCAACCAAGUAUUUAAUGCAGACAAGGCGAGACGAAGAGGCUUCGAACCUCAAGGCUCUUCACCAACAGCCAGUUCUGAAGACUUCACCGACACCUGCGGAUCAUAGCACCAGCAACGGAGUCGCGGGUAUUAAACGGCCGGUCUCGACGCCCCGAAGCUCAUCAACUUCGAUGGAUUCGACAAAUGCAGAGUUCGAGGGGAAAUUACGCGAGUCUGUGCGUCUCCAUCGAGAGGUGAACAAGCGGAGUUUGACAGUGACUCGGAAAAGGCAAUUGCCACGAUUGCCAACGCCAGCGCGCGGUAAGUCUCACUGGGAUUUCCUGCUUGAAGAAAUGAAGUGGAUGGCGACGGAUUUUGCUCAGGAACGCAAUUGGAAGCGAGUGAUUCAACACCGCCUGGCGGCUGAUGUGAUUGUUGCGCGGAAUGCGGAAAAUGUGCGCCAAGAACAAGAGAAUCGUCAGAUGGCGCGUGGGAUCGCGCUGCAGAUUUCGGCUUUCUGGCGGACGAUGGAGAGAAUUGCUGCGAGGUCUCGAGUUCGUUUUGAAGCUGCUGGGACGGAUCCUUUAAGUCAAGGCGAGAUGGACGAUCCGAUGUCAGGAGAUCGGAGUGAGGAUGACGGCAAGCGAGGCAAGAGUGAAGAUUUGGAAGUGACUGGUACUGAUGAUGAUGGUUUCACGCUGAAAUAUCAUACUAUUGAAGUCGCACAAAGCAAUGGAAGCAACGUAAUAAGUGGUGAAAAGGGAGACGCGAAGCCAGAAGCAGUGCUAGCGUCGGCAAAGACACACAUGACGUACAUUGUGAGUGCUGGGAAACGAGCUCGCAGUGCAAUGACCCCUUCGUCUGCAGAAUGCGCGGAUAAGUCUUCGACGUGGUCACUACGUGAGGCAGCUUUCCGAGAUUUGCAGGCGCGGUGUAACGCUUUGCAAACUAAGGGAGGUCCUACUAUCAUUUUGGCUGCCUUCCAGCUCUUGGCGUUAAGGUGGAUGCUGGACUUGUACUCGAGCGGUCUCAACAUCUUUCUGAAUGACCAGCUUGGCAUGGGCAAGGCCACUACAAUCGUCGCUUUCCUCAGUUUGAUCGAGAUUGUGUCAUCUAAGAAGCUAUCACAGCAGCAAGAUAGUGAUAACGCUGUCUCGUCAUCAGAAGACCCUGUCAUCGACAAACUGAUAGGUCCGCAUCUGAUAAUUGUAUCGGAGGAGGAGCUUCAUAAAUGGCGGUAUUAUCUGCGGAUAUGGCACCCAGGCCGGCGUAUUCAGCUUUAUGAUGGUGUUGGUAAUACUCCAUCUUAUAGAGAACAACUGCAGCGUGAGUGGAAGAUAAAGUCUCGAGCUCAUGCGCACAAGACCGAAGACGGUUUUCUUGAAGCCCCGGUUCACGGCGAUGACGGAGAAUUGGACGAUGACGAACGCACUGACCCUGUUUACUGUGUGUUGUGUCCCGUAAGUGCAUUCGCUCAAGACCGAGAGGCUUUUGUGGCGUUUGCAAACUGGCAAAUGGUCGUUGUGGAAAAUGAACAUGGUGGUCAGUUCGAUGACGCAGCUUGUGUGUCGGCGCUGCAACAACUUCGACAACAGCAGCGACGAGUCUUGUGCAACGGUCAGUCUCUUGAAAAUUGGAAAAAUACUGCACUACGACUGCAGUACGCUGAAUUUCUAGUGCGAGAAGCGCCUGCUCUUACGGAUGAUGUGACAGAAAGCAGCCAUCGACUGGAGACAUGGCCUGUGCAGGAACUGCAAGUGGAGAGGGCGUCUGUGGCGGAGGUGAUGCAGUUCUAUGGCAAAUCAUCUAGUGUACGAGCGUCGCUGUGGAAGGCUUCUUCUCAGGAUGAUGCACCGCAGUAUAUGAAUGCCUUGCUGCUCGCGUUAUCUUGUCUCAGUUUACGCCGUGUCCGGAGCGAAGUCGAGUCCGAACUAGGCAAGAUCGACGAGAUUAGCUUGAGCUGUCAACCCAGUCCGUCACAAAGAACGCAGUACCGAAACGCAUUGAGUGGGUUUGCUGCAACACUGGAUACUUCCAGUGGCCGCGAAGAGCGUCUGAGUGUAUGGCUGCAGCUUCUACUACGUCUGCGUGAAAUCUGCAAUUGUGUAGACAUUGUGAACGACAUGGACAAGUUGGGCCACGCGGAUGUACGACUGCUUACAAGUUGUUCUGCGAAAUUGGAAGCGUUGGAGCCACUUUUACGUAGACUGGUGCUUCAGGAAGGCAAGAAGGUGGUGAUUUACUCCCAGUUCAACGCCAUGUUCCCUAUCCUGGAAUUCUUCCUCUCUCUGCUAGAUAUCAACUACGUUCGCGUGACUGGAUCUGUCACUAUGCAACGUCGUGCGCUGUGUCACUUUGCUGAUCGCCCAGUGGUUCGCGUAGCACUUGCGUCUACUCGUCUGUCCAUGUCCAACGGGAGACGGGCAGUGUCAGUAUUCGGUGGUGAGGCCAUAAUUGUCGUGGACGGAGACUGGAACACCACGUGUGAUGCCAAGCUUCGUGCCAGUUGGGCGAAAAUGGCUGUGGGUGGUGCUGAUACGCUCCCAGUCUACCGAUUACACUGUGAGAAUACCAUUGAAUCCUCGUUAUUACGCGUGGGAGCUUCGCUCACUGAGAAGGUGUUUGGAGAGAUGAGUCCCCAAGAACUUCUGGCUGUGCCUUCUGACAUGACGUUGAGCUUGACGAUCGAAAAGCCGAGCUGGUGGUCUUCAACCGCCACCAGCAGCGGUGGAAACGGCUUGACGGAUACUGGAGCGAUGGCGAAACUUUCGCGUGUGGCUCAGCAGGUAGAGAACGAUGAAAAAUACUGCGGAGAUGCCAAUGAGUUGGAGGCCCCGCUCAUCGUACACAAUGUGGAUCUGGAUGCCGAGGAACAUCUCUUAUUAGCCAAUACGGACGAACUGACGCCUGUGGAAUGGUACGCUGUCAACUACGUACAUGGCGUGACUGACAAGAAACAACAAGGAGAUGGCAAGACUGUUGAAAGCGCCGAGAGUGUCGAAGACGAAGGCUCGACGUCUUUGAAUGAUAGCAACGCGUUCCUCCAGUCUGACGAGCGUUCAUUCGAGAAACUGGCAACGUUGGAGACUAAUCGCCUGUGGCAGGAAGGCGACGCAGCUUCUCAACUGUUUUUCACUCUCGACUCUCGCUACAGCGGCGUGGACGAACAUGCACUUGACAAGCUGUUUAUGCAGAUGCGUAUGGAAGGUAUGGAGACCCAUUUCGACGUCUACAAGCCUCCACAACCUCCUUUGUCCGAAGCUUCGAACGUGCCGCGUCUUUCGUCAGAAGUUGGCUCGAAUACGGGCAACCAGAUGACCUUCCGGGUAUCUUAUCGUGUGCCAGCUCCUCCACCUGCUCCAUUGCCUGGGAAGUCUAAAGUGGACCAAGCUGUUGAUCUAUCCAAGUUAUCCAAGGCCAACAAGAAGCAGAGAGCUAAUGUGGCAAGAGCUGGGAUGUCUGGAUUGGCUUCUGGAAGCUCCACAAACGCUACGGCUGCCUCCGCGGGUGUCAAGCGCAAGUUGGAGUCGCAGUUGGGAGGUAUCAAAUCUGGUUCUCAGAAGGAAAUGCGUGUGGAUUUGGAGGGGAUCCCUGUCCCUGAUGUGUCGGAGUUUGCUGACGACGAUUUCUGGGGCGACACGAACUUGGAUGCGUUGGAUUCGGCUGAGUGGGAUGACCCUGCACUACUUAGCGGCAUCCUUGGUGUUGGUGUAGGCGCCGGAACGGGAACUUCGUCUACUUCUUCGUCGGGUACCGUGUCCAGUGGCACGUCUGCAGCGCCAACGAAUGCUGCGGGCGCCUCAGGCGUAAUGGAUGCAGGACACCACUCGAAAACAGGCUCGCAGAAGAGCUCGAAGAAGUCGAAGACUGGAACAGGACGGGCUCGUAAGAGCAGCAUGUCGUCCGACUCUGGACGUGAGGCCUGGAGUGUGCACGACGACAUCAUCCUCAAGAAACUCUUCGAGCUGUACGGCGCCAACUGGACUCUUAUCGCUCAGGUGUUUAACUCGUCCACUGCAGUCUCUCGUUUUGUGUGCAAGAAACGCUCUCCACGACAAUGUUACGAUCGCUACGGCAAGAUUAUCUCCGGCAAUCUGGCGACGUCAACUGGUUCUGCUACGAAAGAUAGCAAGUCGGGGCUCAAGGCGCAGCGUGCAGCGCAGGCUGCGAAUGCUGCGGCUGCACAGCUCACGUCUGCUGUGCUGGAUACACGAAUCGGAUUGCCACAAAGUGAGCUGCUUCUCAAGUUCCCGUCACGUCACUCGUUACCUGGAUUACCCCCGGCUUCUAUCGCUAGUGCACCCAGCUUAGUGGAGAUGACACUGGCGCACAGGAAGCAAGCGACCGAUGCGAAGAAACCCACUGGAACGGACGAUCUCAAGUCGAUCAAGACCUCGUUUGACGCUAUUAUCCAGUGCAUGAAGCACAAGACGUCGCCGCCACCGAUCCCGAUACCGGUCGGAACCGGUUCUACGUCCACGUCGACGGAAUCGAGCUCGGAUCUCGGAACGAAGGCGUCACUUACAGCCGCGUUGUCUGCGUCUGAAGCUCCAACUCCUACUUCUACGACUCCAGUGUCUACCCCAACGAAAGCUACCGCUACUUCGGCCAAGAAAGCCACCGUUUCCCCUUCAGCAGCAGCGAAGGCGAUGCCUGUGGUGGUGCCGCCACCGCACAAGUCGCAUACGGAUAUGAUUUCACUGCUACCGACGGCGGUGUUGGGUCCAGACGAAGUGAUUAAACGCAGUAAGGAGGCUGCUGUGGUGGCUGUACAAGCAGCGGCAGCUGUAGCUUCAGUUGGACGGGACGGAUCGCCAUUGUCAGCUAGUGGCGAUGUUAUGCUUGGAGCUGGCUCGAACUUUGGAGCAGCAGUGAGUGGCUCGAUGCCGCGACGGUCACAUGCUGCGAGUCUGACUAGUGAAAUGACAGCAGUUGGAGUGAUGUCCACGUCUUCUAUUGCUCCUACAGUUCCUGCGACUGGAUCUACGACAGCGACAGGAUCGUGGGGAGGAAACAUGAUACAGACCAAUGGAUUGAACGCUACUACGUCUCUGGAGUUGAACGGGGCCUCUGUUAUCCCAGGAGCUGCUGGUAACGAGCCGCAACGAGCGAUGCCAGUGACUACGUCGACGCUACUGCACGUACUGGACCGUAUGCCUGAGAUCAAGAACAAGAUCCAGUCGAUCUUGAACCGCACAGACUGCUCCGAGUCGCAGAAGGUGGCGAUGAUCGCGCGGUUAUUGAGCAACACGAACGCUAUCAGCAACACUAACGCACUGACAGCUUCUGCGCCGCCUGCAGCGACGUCGAACAGCAACACGGUGUUAUCAGCUCUGACUGCCGACGCCAGUAUGCUCAACUCGUCAGACAUGCUCAUUGACACGGACACGCCCAUUCCGAUGCCAUCGUCGUUAGCCACGCCGUCGCCGUCGAGUGUGGCCACCCCGCAAGGACAGUUCCAGUCUCCGCCGGCGUCGCAACCCUGAGCCAAGUAGUUCUGGAGUUGCGUAGUGUAUCUAUGUAUGCAGCCAGCAGUUCAGUCUGCACCAGCUCAAGCGAGAGAAAAAAAAAACAAAUAGACAGCUAAGUAGUACGCAACUUCGUGAUCAUAACGUCUGCAAAGGUCAAGUCCUCGACUCAAUGGGCGCUACGCAACAACGCUUUAACACCCCACAAUAAUGCUACGGACAGGAAGAAAUUCACCGCUUCACUACGAGCACUGGGCGAUGUCUUUGCCGUCGCGGAAACUAUGGUUGUUACAACAGGAUUGUGGCACAAGUACGUGGCCAUGCAAGUCAGCAAGCCGAUCUGCCCAUCUUUGCAGACCAGAGCAACACCCUCGGAUUCUGCCGGGCCAGUGCGGGCAACAUGACGUCGGCAUCGUUGCAAGUUGGUUGGACGGACAGCAGCCGCAGUUGCGGCUCUGCAGUUAGCGGAUUAGUGCUCCAUGUUCACGCUGGCGCUCCGCCCGACAGUUCUCGUCAACAGGUCCGAUUAAUUGUAAAGCAACGUUACAGUAGUAAAUUCUGUUGGCGACCUUUUGAGCUGACUGCAUCACCUCUUUGCA
Molecule: messenger RNA, 7278 nt
Organism: Phytophthora nicotianae INRA-310
Lineage: Eukaryota; Oomycota; Peronosporomycetes; Peronosporales; Peronosporaceae
Exons: 2
Coding region: 626-6697 (2023 amino acids)
Cellular component (GO): nucleus
Molecular function (GO): ATP binding; DNA binding; ATP-dependent chromatin remodeler activity
Source: RefSeq, a predicted model, not a curated record